CGUUAAACAAUCACGAUCCAACGGCAUCAAACGGUCCACAGAAAAAAGAGAGGGAAACAACCACAUCCGCCUGAUUCACGCACCUUGCCCUAGCCUUUUCCUUAUAUACCCACGCUUGUUUCCGCUUGGCUCCACUGCCACUCUCCCCACUUGCUCUUUAUCACUUGCUCGAUAUCCGGAAAUCUCACCGGACGCGCCGCACUUUCACAGCCAGUCUCCGAUUUCUCAACGAAAUAUAAUAUAAAAAAUGAGGGAAAUCCUUCACAUUCAAGGAGGACAAUGCGGGAACCAGAUCGGUUCCAAGUUCUGGGAGGUUGUUUGCGAUGAGCAUGGAAUUGAUCCCACUGGAAAAUACGUUGGAACCUCUGACCUUCAAUUGGAGCGUGUCAAUGUUUACUACAAUGAGGCUUCGUGUGGGAGAUUUGUCCCUCGUGCUGUGCUUAUGGAUCUUGAGCCUGGUACCAUGGACAGUUUGAGGACUGGUCCUUAUGGCCAGAUCUUCAGGCCUGAUAACUUUGUGUUUGGGCAGUCUGGUGCUGGAAAUAACUGGGCCAAAGGGCAUUACACUGAGGGUGCGGAGUUGAUUGAUUCAGUUCUUGAUGUUGUGAGGAAGGAAGCAGAAAAUUGUGAUUGUCUUCAAGGUUUUCAAGUUUGCCACUCGCUCGGUGGAGGAACUGGAUCUGGAAUGGGGACUCUACUGAUUUCUAAGAUCAGAGAGGAAUACCCUGAUAGAAUGAUGCUUACUUUCUCUGUGUUCCCAUCACCUAAGGUUUCUGAUACUGUCGUGGAACCAUACAAUGCUACCCUUUCUGUUCAUCAGUUGGUUGAGAAUGCUGAUGAGUGUAUGGUGCUUGACAACGAGGCAUUGUAUGAUAUUUGUUUCAGGAUUCUCAAGUUGACUACUCCUAGCUUUGGCGACCUGAAUCAUCUGAUCUCUGCAACAAUGAGCGGUGUCACCUGCUGUCUCAGGUUCCCUGGUCAGCUCAACUCUGAUCUUAGGAAGCUUGCAGUGAACCUCAUCCCCUUCCCCCGUCUGCACUUUUUCAUGGUUGGAUUUGCUCCUCUGACCUCACGUGGUUCUCAGCAGUACAGGGCUCUGACUGUCCCAGAACUCACCCAGCAGAUGUGGGAUGCCAAGAACAUGAUGUGCGCUGCUGACCCACGCCAUGGUCGCUACCUGACUGCUUCUGCUAUGUUCAGGGGUAAGAUGAGCACUAAGGAAGUUGAUGAACAAAUGAUCAAUGUCCAGAACAAGAAUUCAUCCUACUUUGUUGAGUGGAUCCCCAACAAUGUGAAGUCUAGUGUGUGUGAUAUUCCUCCGAGAGGACUUGCUAUGGCAUCCACCUUCAUUGGAAACUCAACCUCCAUCCAGGAGAUGUUCAGGCGUGUAAGUGAGCAAUUCACAGCUAUGUUCAGGAGGAAGGCUUUCUUGCACUGGUACACCGGAGAAGGCAUGGAUGAAAUGGAAUUCACUGAAGCUGAGAGCAACAUGAAUGACCUCGUGUCUGAAUAUCAGCAGUACCAGGAUGCAACAGCUGAUGAAGAAGUUGAUUAUGAGGAUGAGGAGGAAGAAGAGGCUGAGAUGUGAUGAGGUGUAAACGGUCCUGCUACUGUUUUUUUUUUUUUUUUUUGCAGUUUAUGCUGCGUUAAUUUGUACUCUUCAAAUUUGUCAUGUGUUGAAUUUUCUGUGUAGUAUGAAUGGUAGAGUUGGAAAAGUUGUUGCUUUUCCUUCUAGUUGUAGUAGUUAAAUAUAAUGUGGUUGAUAAGUGUUGCGUUACCA
Molecule: messenger RNA, 1780 nt
Organism: Populus trichocarpa (black cottonwood)
Lineage: Eukaryota; Viridiplantae; Streptophyta; Magnoliopsida; Malpighiales; Salicaceae
Product: tubulin beta-1 chain
Exons: 4
Coding region: 248-1588 (446 amino acids)
Biological process (GO): mitotic cell cycle; microtubule cytoskeleton organization
Cellular component (GO): cytoplasm; microtubule
Molecular function (GO): structural constituent of cytoskeleton; GTP binding; GTPase activity
Source: RefSeq, a predicted model, not a curated record